Messenger RNA from Trichoplusia ni (cabbage looper), 1709 nucleotides. RefSeq lists its product as uncharacterized. Lineage: Eukaryota; Metazoa; Arthropoda; Insecta; Lepidoptera; Noctuidae. Gene Ontology annotation, biological process: SCF-dependent proteasomal ubiquitin-dependent protein catabolic process. Gene Ontology annotation, cellular component: SCF ubiquitin ligase complex. Bases 196 to 1641 code for a protein of 481 amino acids. The transcript has 2 exons. The record is from RefSeq and is a predicted model, not a curated record.
UCCGUUCAUUCAUGCUAAACAGCUGUCAUUGAUGCAAUCAAUAGAUUGCUAUCAGUAUUCGUACAAUAACAAAAUAAAGAGGAAAGUUAGAUUUAUUAAAAAAUUGUUGCCUUAUAAAUAGUCCACAUGGGUUAUCAUCUUAUAUUCUGUACAAAAUACGUGUAAUCGACCCUUAAUAUUGCUUAGGGCGCAGAGAUGUCGCCCCCUAAGCAACCAUGUAGUCUUUUUCAGUUGUGUGUUAAGAGUUCCAUCAGGCUUAUUAAUUCAGCUUGUUAUGUUAUUGAAAAGACGUAUCCCGAGAAUCACUUAAACGAAUGUGAGAGAGAGGCGUUUGAUUUAAAAUGCCAUUUGAUGACAAUGCUGCCAGCCAGGUUAUUUGAUGUCCUCUGUUCAGAAAGAACAUGCUGCCAGUACCGCGGCGACCCUCGCAUACAGCUACAAGUACUGAUGCACCCCAACAUCACUGUCUUCCGCAAAUGCGACCUUGAUAACGGCAUACCGCAAAGGUUCUGGCAGGGGACGCUCGCCACCUUCAGCCGCUUACGCGUUCUCGAUCUCAAAUUCAUUUGUACUGACGAAAUUCUCGCCGUCAUCGGUGACAGUUGCCCUCUACUUGAAGAAAUUAACAUCGUCUCUAGAGUAGAUAUUUGUAAAUCCCUUUUCAAUGCUUCCGUUCUAAUAAGAAAUGUCUCUGACGCAGGUUUGUGCUGUAUCACGAAUUUAAAACAUUUGAGGGUAUUGGCCAUGGACCCCCCGAGGAACGAGCGCGCGAACCGUAUCGGCCGCUGUGUCUCCCGAGCUGGUAUCAUCAUGUUGAUCAGGGAGCUACCGUACUUGGAAGAGCUGCGGAUCGAGUCCUGCGACAUCGGCUCCACGCUAAUAGGUAGCACUGUCGACGUAGGGCCCUUAAAUCUCAGGAAAAUGAUUUGCCAUUUUGCCUCAGCUGAUGGUGUUAGGAAAUUAAUAAAAAUUUGUCCAUGCCUAAAGGAAUUUUCCCUGACUCACAUAACUGAACACAACAAAGACGCAAUAUUAGAUCAGAUUUCGAUGAGCGAGUUACGAUUGCAUAAGUUGGAUUUGUCAUUCUUUUCCUUCACGGAUUCAAUGCAGCAGCUUUUGACCGUCAAAGGCAGUUAUCUCACACACUUCUCUUUGUGGGAAAUUGAUAACUCCUUAAAUUUAGACAAGGUUGUAUCUAUAGGCAAGUGUUGUCCAAACCUCACGUCGUUGUGUUUGAUGACUCAGUCGAAAUGUUUACACGUGCCGAGGUACUAUCGGCGGCCGGACAAAAUCUUCUCGGAACUCAGAAAUUUAAUACUAGGUAAUGAAAACUUUUGUAUUGAUCGUAUGCUCACAUUUUUCCUUGAGUGCACGAGUAAUUUGGAAAAGCUAGUUCUCAAAUAUCAAACUAAGACUAAUUUAGAUGAUACGUUAUUGCAUUUAUUAGAAAAAGGACAUUUGAAGAAUAUUGUUGAUUUGUGGUUGGAUUGCACAUUGGAGGUAUCCAAGAACGUAGUGAAACGGACGAUUCAAAUGUGCGACAGACUACAAUUGUUUACAGUUGACUUUGCAGAUACGACGACAGAGCUACUGCAGUACAUAACGGAAAACAAUUUGGAUUUGAAGCUAGGUAGCUAUUAGAAUUACUAUAAGGUUUUUAUUGUAAUUCAUUAUUAAUUAAUUAAUAAAUAUCUUCCUUUUUUUAACAA